AUGAGUGAUCCCGGCUCCUCCGCACCGCCCAUCGGCAACGAUCCGACGUACGACGACAGGCUCUGGUCCUUCUCCGCCUUCUUCCCGCCGCCGUAUCGCGUGCUCUUGCUCGCGUCCAUCGGUCUGCUCCUCUUCGCCAUCAACGUACAGGUGCUCCACAGCAAGGGCAUAGACCUCUUUGCGCUGUUCAAAGCCGAUUCCGCAGAGAAGAGACGAUCAAUACCGACUACGACGAACGGAUACCAUCGAAAUACGGCAGGUGCGAGUACUCAGUAUGGAUCCUACCACAACGUCGGGUCUUCGUCCACCUCGACGAGCGAUGAGAGCGGUAACGCGGGGAUACUUCCGACAACCAAUAGAGCCUCAGAUGCGAAUGCAGCGGUGUUAACCGCAAAACCACUGUUCGGCUUCGGAACGAUCCAACUCUUCUGGGCACUCGUCGGGUGGGCAUCCUACCGGUUCUACGUCGACUCUCUCACCGGCGAUCCGAAAGGCAGACAUGCACAGGCAUUGCAAGGCAUCGCAGUCUCCGGGGCGUUCCUCGCACUGUUCUGGCCGGGGAAUGUGCUCUUCAAGCCGAUGCGAAAAGCCUUCGGUCGAUCCAUCUACAUCAUCCUCACCCCAUCGCUGUCGCAAACCAUCACGUUCUGCGAUGUCAUCCUCGCCGAUAUCCUCACAUCCUUCGCCAAAGUGUUCGGAGAUGUUUGGCUCACAGCGUGCUUCCUCGUCCCACGCAAGGAGCACCACACGUGGUGGAACGGGAAAGGAUCGAUCGCCGUACCCAUGCUCAUCUCGCUCCCCUACGCGAUUCGAUUUCGACAGUGUCUAUCCGAGUACCUCACCUCUCCCACGCUUGAGGGGAAGAAGAGCAAGAAACCGCUGUGGAACGCGCUCAAGUAUGCAUCUGCCUUCCCCGUGAUCUGGUUGAGCGCGUGGUACGAAGCGGACAAGCUCACGCAUCGCGGCGAAUGGGUGACGCGGUACACGCUCUGGUUGGCCGCCGUUUGCGUCAACUCGAUCUUCAGCUUCUGGUGGGAUGUCACCAACGAUUGGGGGUUAUCGUUGCUCCAGCUGCGCAAUAUGGGUAGUGUGGCGCAGGUGGCCCAGAAUGCGGUGCAUCUGCAUAGACGCGGGAUGAGCUACAUGCCGCUACCGGCUAGCGAGGAAGCAGAGUCUCUGCCGAUGGACAGCUUUCGUCCGGACGAAAAACACCUUUCCAUCCCUUCUACCUCAGCAGCGGUGGGAUCGAGUUCAUCAUCAGCAGCAGCGCAUAGACGAACACUCUCGACGAUGGAACGCUUUCUCCGACCUAGUCCAUCGCUGCUGUUCCCCGCGUGGAUGUAUCAGUUGGCGAUCCUGCUGGAUCUGCUGUUGCGUUUCUUCUGGUCGUUGAAGCUGUCGAGUCAUCUGCACCAUCUGGUCGAGUGGCAGGGGGGUAUGUUCAGUAUGGAGCUGUUGGAGAUCUUGAGGAGGUGGGUCUGGGUGUUUUUCAGAGUCGAGUGGGAGGUGGUCAGACGCAGGGAGAGGGCGAGAUCUCACGUUGCUAUGGAUUGA
This is a messenger RNA of Pseudozyma hubeiensis SY62, 1554 nucleotides long. RefSeq lists its product as hypothetical. The transcript has a single exon. Gene Ontology annotation, cellular component: cytoplasm; membrane. The record is from RefSeq and is a predicted model, not a curated record. Lineage: Eukaryota; Fungi; Basidiomycota; Ustilaginomycetes; Ustilaginales; Ustilaginaceae. The coding region runs from base 1 to 1554 and encodes 517 amino acids.